AAGACUAUCAGAUUUAAAAUGAUAUCCAAAAAAAAAACGCUAAACACACAAAACACAAAACACUAAUGGCUUUGAAACUCUGCUCAUCAUCCUCCUCACCUUCACUUUUCUUCCAAUCAUCAAGGAGAUCUUCUUAUUCUUCUCCUCUUAAUACAAUUAGAUCAAAACCCACUGCAAGAUCAUCUUCCUUUCCAGGAUUCCGCUGUGUCUCUCAGGCUCGUUUACCGUCAUUCAAAGUGAGUGUUGCCGCGGAGAGCCCUCCGUCGACGACGACAGAGGCGGAUGACUGGGGGAAGGUAUCCGCGGUGCUAUUCGAUAUGGACGGCGUGCUUUGCAACAGCGAGGAUCUCUCGAGAAGAGCAGCAGUGGAUGUCUUCACAGAGAUGGGAGUUGAAGUCACUGUUGAUGACUUCGUUCCUUUCAUGGGGACAGGUGAAGCUAAGUUCUUAGGAGGUGUUGCUUCUGUUAAAGGAGUUCAAGGGUUUGAUCCUGAUGCAGCUAAAAAACGCUUCUUUGAAAUAUAUCUUGAUAAGUAUGCGAAGCCAGAGUCUGGAAUUGGAUUUCCAGGAGCACUAGAGCUUGUUACUGAGUGUAAGAACAGAGGUCUAAAAGUCGCUGUUGCUUCUAGCGCCGACCGUGUCAAAGUUGAUGCAAACCUUGCAGCCGCUGGUUUGUCUUUGACCAUGUUUGAUGCAAUUGUAUCAGCAGACGCAUUUGAGAACUUGAAACCAGCUCCAGAUAUUUUCUUGGCUGCUUCCAAGAUCUUGGGUGUGCCCACAAGCGAGUGUAUUGUUAUUGAGGAUGCACUUGCUGGAGUCCAGGCUGCUCAAGCUGCAAACAUGAGAUGCAUAGCUGUGAAAACUACUUUAUCUGAAGCAAUUCUUAAGGAUGCUGGUCCGUCAAUGAUCAGAGACGAUAUCGGAAACAUAUCAAUCAAUGACAUUCUCACUGGUGGCUCUGAUUCUACCAGAAAACAACAUCAAGAGAACACUGCCAGCGACAAAACCAAUAACAACGGGUUUCAGGGUUCUCGUCGAGAUAUAUUGAGGUAUGGGAGUCUUGGAAUUGCUCUUUCUUGUGUUUACUUCGCCGCCAACAACUGGAAGGCAAUGCAAUAUGCUUCUCCACAAGCUUUGUGGAAUGCAUUGGUUGGAACAAAAAGCCCUUCUUUUACUCAGAACCAAGGUGAAGGGAGAGUUCAACAGUUCGUGGAGUACAUUGCCGAUCUAGAGAGCAAGCAAACAGCUACAACUGUUCCGGAAUUCCCAUCUAAACUAGAUUGGCUAAACACUGCCCCUCUCCAGUUUCGCCGGGAUUUGAAAGGGAAAGUGGUGGUACUUGAUUUUUGGACUUACUGCUGCAUAAACUGUAUGCAUGUAUUACCAGAUCUUGAGUUUCUUGAGAAGAAGUAUGCAGACAAGCCAUUUACUGUUGUGGGUGUACACUCGGCUAAGUUUGACAACGAGAAGGACUUAGAAGCCAUACGAAAUGCAGUUCUACGCUAUGACAUCAGCCAUCCGGUUGUGAACGAUGGAGACAUGUACAUGUGGAGAGAGCUUGGCAUCAAUUCGUGGCCGACAUUUGCUGUUGUCUCACCAAAUGGUAAAGUCAUUGCACAGAUUGCCGGAGAAAGUCACCGCAAAGAUCUUGAUGACUUGGUGGCAGCAGCUCUAAUAUACUAUGGUGGGAAGAAUGUUUUAGACAGUACUCCCCUUCCUACACGUUUGGAGAAAGAUAACGAUCCGCGCUUGGCCGCAUCUCCACUGAAAUUCCCAGGGAAGCUGGCCAUUGAUACUCUUAACAACAGGCUAUUUAUCUCAGACAGUAACCAUAACCGCAUUAUCGUAACUGAUCUUGACGGUAAUUUCAUCGUCCAAAUCGGUAGUACCGGAGAAGAAGGUUUCCGUGAUGGUUCCUUUGAAGAUGCUGCAUUCAAUCGUCCUCAGGGACUUGCUUAUAAUGCAAAGAAAAAUAUUCUUUAUGUUGCUGACACCGAGAAUCAUGCUUUGAGGGAGAUUGAUUUUGUCAACGAGAGGGUAGAGACUCUGGCUGGUAAUGGGACUAAAGGCUCAGAUUACCAAGGUGGAAGAAAAGGAACCUCACAGCUUUUGAAUUCUCCGUGGGAUGUAUGCUAUGAGCCGGUGAAAGAGAAGGUCUACGUUGCAAUGGCGGGUCAGCACCAGAUUUGGGAAUACAAUGUGCUUGAUGGUGUUACUAAAGUGUUCAGUGGAAAUGGCUAUGAAAGAAACCUUAACGGUUCUACCGCUCAAACGACAUCGUUUGCUCAGCCUUCAGGAAUCUCAUUAGGCCCUGAUUUGAAGGAAGCAUAUAUUGCGGAUAGCGAGAGCAGUUCUAUUCGUGCCCUUGAUCUUCAAACUGGAGGAUCAAGAUUGCUCGCUGGUGGUGAUCCUUAUUUCUCUGAGAAUCUUUUCAAGUUUGGAGAUAAUGACGGUGUGGGAGCAGAAGUGCUCCUGCAACAUCCACUUGGUGUGUUAUGCGCAAAGGAUGGUCAAAUAUAUCUAGCUGAUAGCUACAACCACAAGAUUAAGAAGCUGGACCCUGUGACAAAACGUGUUGUUACUAUCGCUGGGACAGGAAAAGCUGGUUUCAAAGAUGGGAAGGUUAUGGUUGCUCAGCUUUCAGAGCCUGCAGGACUUGCUCUAACUGAAAACGGGAGGCUUUUCAUUGCGGAUACAAACAAUAGUCUUAUACGUUGCAUAGAUUUGAACAACAGAGAAGAUGUAGAGAUUCGUACACUGGAGUUAAAAGGCGUUCAACCGCCAAUGCCGAAGGCGAAAUCAUUGAAACGUUUGAGGAAACGUGCUUCGGCUGAUACAAAGAUUGUCACAGUGGAUGCUGUUACAUCUCGCGAAGGAGAUUUGAAUCUUAAAAUCUCAUUACCAGAUGGCUACCAUUUCUCCAAGGAAGCGCGGAGUAAGUUUGUGGUUGAUGUGGAGCCUGAAGACGCAGUGACGGUCGAACCAUUGGAAGGAAUCCUUGGCCCUGAAGGUUCUACGGUGCUUCAUUACAGACAAUCUUCAACUUCUGCUUCUGUUGGGAAAAUCAGUUGCAAGUUGCAGGUGUACUAUUGCAAAGAAGACGAGGUUUGCUUGUACCAGUCUGUUCAGUUUGAGGUACCUUUCAAGAUGGAAUCAGAAUCAUCUUCUUCUCAGGUGAUCGCAUUCACCGUUAAACCUAGAGCAUCAGAUGCCGGCGGAUUACAGCUUCAAGCUACUAGCUAAAUCACUUUAAUGAUCAGGACCAUGAUAUGAUGAAAGUUAAAUAAUUGUUUUGGGUUUAUUGUUGACCAAUGCUGAAAUACAGAAGAACUUGUUUAAAUUAAAGAAUAGAUUUGCCAAAUAUUGUGUUAAAUUCCUAAACAAUGCUGUUUUUUUUUCUGAAAGAAUGUACACAAUUUGUAUUUCA
Messenger RNA from Brassica rapa (field mustard), 3426 nucleotides. Its product is annotated as protein SUPPRESSOR OF QUENCHING 1, chloroplastic. The record is from RefSeq and is a predicted model, not a curated record. Gene Ontology annotation, molecular function: protein binding. NCBI's taxonomy places the organism in Eukaryota, Viridiplantae, Streptophyta, Magnoliopsida, Brassicales, Brassicaceae.